ACGAGAGCGCUUCAUCGCGCGAGUGUCAGUGAGUGAAAAAUGUAGAACCUGCGGAUCGUUCCAGAUUCCGUCUAUGAAAAGUUGGAAAACCAACCCAGAUUUACUUGAAAAUUGUCGCCACGCACGCCAGAAACGCAUAUCUAGUGGAACUCGCAACGUAGUGCACAGAAUUCCUACGAGUACCAUCAAGUGAUCAUCGACAGAUACAUUUCCAAAUUGGAAAGAAGAUCAACGCUCCAACGCACCGCCAACGAUGUCGGUGAAAGUUUUCUUCGAAAUAGGCCAUGAAGCAUCGCUGAAAAGCCGCGUUACGCCGGAGGGCUACACGCACGACUGGGAAUUGUUUGUGAGAGGUUACGACAACAAUGACAUUAGCCACUUUGUCGAUAAAGUGAUUUUUAAUCUGCAUGAAUCGUUUCCUAAACCGAAAAGAGUGGUCAAAGAACCUCCAUACGUGGUGAAGGAAGCUGGAUACGCCGGGUUCAUACUACCUGUUGAAAUAUAUUUCAAAAAUAAAGGUGAUGAGCCGAAGAAGAAGGUGUACACGUACGAUCUUGAUUUGCAGUCGUACAAAAUUCAGAGAGAAGAGUACAUCGUGACUAACCCUUCAGAUGAUUUCAAGCGCAAACUUCUUAAAGGUGGAGGGGUACAGCUAAACAAUUCGUUGCCUACGUCGUCAGCUUCGGCAGAUUAUAAAAAUCGGCACAGUAACAGCGGUGGUAGCGAAAAAACCACCUCGUCACAAGAUAAAAAGUAUAAGAAAAACUCAAGCGAUGACUCGAAAGUUCAGAACACAUUCGCAAAUCUCUUCGGACCUCCGAUCACCAAAGGUAGCAGUAAGGUUUCGCCUGAUCCAAAGCAAAACUUAUCCUCGUCAUCCAGUAAGACUUCGCCGAAUACAGCUGCAAGCGUUAGCAACAGCAAGAGUCAGCAGGCGAAUCAGAAAAGUGAUCGCGGUAGCUCAAGCUCCUCGUCCAAGGACAAGGAUAAAAAUGAGAAGGAGAAAUCUUCCAAACAUAAGCACACUAGUCCCAACAAAGAAAAAGAAUCAAAAAAGUCAACGAGCGAAGAAAAGCAUAACAAAGAGAAGAAAGAUAAAAGCCACUCUAAAGACCGGGAUAAGACGAAGGAAAAAAGUUCCAGCUCGUCUUCAGCGUUUUCGAAAAUGCCAGCUAGUCCAAAGAGAAACAGUUCCGCAUCAGCAGCUGCAACAGCACCACUACCCUUACCUUCGACUAGGACUAAUAGUCCUUCGUCGAAACGACAUGCCUCGCCGGCAGCACCUCCACCAGCCGCAAACCCUGCCGCCGUGAGUAGUGGCGCUUCAAAAUCGGAGGAAAAAACCUCAAACAAGCAUAACAGCGAAAAAGAGAAAAAGAAAGAUAAGAAAGAGAAAAGAAGCUACGAUAAGGAUAAAGAACGCGGCGACAAGAAGGAUCGGGAGGUGAAAAAAGAUAAAGAACAUCAGAAGAGUGUUGAUAGUGCUUUGGAUAAGCCAAAAUCUGAUCUCAUUAAACCCAGCAAGUUGGAUGCGGUUAAACUGGAAUCUAAAAUGCACUCAAAGGAGAAGAAAAUCUCGGAUGAACCACUGAAACAGGCAACGGUUGAAAGUACUUCGAUACAAUCACAGACAACAGUUGCGACACCGUUGGUGCAGGAGGUUCCAAAGAGAAUAGAAAAGUCUGAAACAAAGGAAAAGGAGAAAGAGGAACGGAAACACAAACAUAAGAAGAAGGAUAAAUCUAAAGACAAGGAAAAGGAUAGAUCUUCCAGCAGUAAAGAUAAAAAAGAGAAGAAAGAUAAGGAAAAAUCCUCAAGCAGUAAGUCGGCGUUUGCGACUCCUCCAACUAAAGAACCUGAUGUUGCAUCAUCAAUAAAACCUGCAAAAUUAAUAGAUCCCGUCAAAUCUGUCCCACAGGAAAGGGAAAGCCCUAAGUCAGCACCGGCGAAAAGUGCACCGUUGAACGCAUUAUUAGCGGUGCAUCGUGGUGGCAACAGCAGCGACUCAGAAGCAGACAGUCCACCUUCGUUGGGUCCUGAUAAGGACUCAGAAAACUCCAACAGCAGCAUAACAGAAUUGCUUGCAGCAAGGCCUCCUUCGGCUGCUUCAUCCAGUGCGUCUUCCAGCAUAACGAGGCAGCCGGAACAAAGGUACAUAACGGAACCUCCGCCUGCCGUGGAGCCACAAAAACCGGAAAAGACACACCACAGAAGCAAGAAAGAAAAAGUGAAAAACGUUUCAUCUGAGAACAAAGAGGAGAGUAAAAAGCGAAAACGAAGGAACAAGGAUGCUGAUAAUGAUAAAGAUAAGGAUAACAAGAAAACGCCAGCAGUGGUACCGGCAGCGGCAUCCGCUGUUCAACGGAGUCCUUCACCUCCAACACCUCCUCCGACAUUGAUGGAACCACCGGCCAAAAUACCCAAACGGGACGACCACUAUAAACGAGAUGAAUCGUCCCCAGUCCCAAAUAAUAACAACUCCAAGAUUCUGCCUACGGAGGAUAACGGAACUACAUCGUCAUACUAUAACAAUAAUAACACCUCAGCAGCACCGAUGGGUGUGCCUGCACUGCCGCCUCCCUCCGCACUGCCGCAAUCGAAUAGUUCCAACAGUGCAGCCACCAUGACCAGUCUGUCCGGUGACUACAUGUCCGAAUUAAAGGACCUGCAGCACAAAAUUAUGACCCUGCAGGAUAACAGCGAGUUGCAGCGAGUGGUGGAGAUGAUCGCUGCUACCGGGUGUUACGAAAUUACCAGUGCAACGUUUGACUUCGAUCUGUGUGCACUGGAUCGCCACACGGUCCAACGGUUGCAGGAAUUCUUCGCGACAUCUUGCUCAUCCUGACAGUAGAACCCUUCGUUGUGCACAGCACCAUCGGAUCAACAGCUGUAAGUUCCUUCCUCGUUCUUCUCGAUCUUUCGAGGGUUUGUUUUUACACUCCUACCGGUAACUCAUCAACCGUAGAUUUCCUUCAGUCUGCCUUGUCUUAUUUUAACUUAUUACAUUUUAUUUGUCAUGUUAUUUAUUUCCUCCCAUGGUUGAAGGCUUCAAGUCAGCUUUUUAAUCGAGUCGUCUUUCCGAAUGUGAGUGGAUAAGCAUAAAUUGAGUGUGAUUUGGCGUAAAAGUACCGGAAAAAAAGCAUCCGCGCUUAUAAUUCACACACUGGUGUAAUUUUAUGGCAAGCACGAGAAAAGUUUACACAAAAAUGUACAAAUUAAAUUUGAUCGUCUGGUAAGGUGUGUUAUCGUGGUACGGGUUUUUACCAGAAUCGGUAGGAUCUUCUACACUUGUAUACUUGUACAUAAAAUUUAUUAUAGGUUUAAAAGUACAUAAUUGUAUGUAAAAAAGUAACGUACUGAACAUGGACAAAAUUGGAACAAGUUAGAAUAAAUUUACUUUAAGCAUUAGAACAGAAAAGGAACAACACUUAACGGGAGAUGGAUGCUCAGAUGAAGCAGCAGUCUAACGAGAAAGGCCACAGUGGUGUCCCCCGGGAUAAUUAUUUUAUAUGGGUUCUCCAUAUUGAAAUAUGGAUCUAAAGUACGACAUGAAGCCUUUGUCCAGUGACGUAUGUUUCGUGGAACAUACGACAGGUCUGUCAUUCUGUCUCUUAGAAUAUUCAAAAUUAAGAACUUAAGGUUAAAUGUCGCAAUGGGCUUUAUCAAUAAAAUAUGAAUUUUAAAUAUAGUUUUAAAAUAAAUUUGCCAUACUUUGA
Topomyia yanbarensis is the source of this 3716-nucleotide messenger RNA. It is a transcript of the gene ear, whose product is annotated as protein AF-9. The record is from RefSeq and is a predicted model, not a curated record. Gene Ontology annotation, cellular component: super elongation complex. Bases 254 to 2845 code for a protein of 863 amino acids. NCBI's taxonomy places the organism in Eukaryota, Metazoa, Arthropoda, Insecta, Diptera, Culicidae. The transcript has 3 exons. Gene Ontology annotation, biological process: regulation of DNA-templated transcription.